GGCGGGAGGGGAGACAGCAUCUUACCCUUUGCCGCAUGACAGUAGUAGUAUUUGACUCUGCAAGAAAGGAAAGCCAUAUAAUAAAAUCAUUAUCAAUGAAUGAUACAAGCAAGGGAAGGGGGCGAGGGCAGGUAGGUACUCUUCUACUGUAGCAGGAGUAGAUUGCUGGCUGGUUGCAUCCAUGAUCCAUCUUCUUUUGAUGUGAUUACAAGAGGUGAGAAAAAGCCUCCAUUCAUCCCGCCAUGACCAUGAGCAGUUGAGAAGACCUCUAUUAGCUGCCUGCUGGUGUCCUCCAUCUCCAUCUCCUCUCUUCUCUGCUCGCAGCAGCAGCAGGAGGCUCCCCAAUCAAAUCAAAUCAAUCUCUCAAGGAAGAAGCUAGGUGCUCUCGUCUCGAUCCAAAGCUCUCAUCUUUUCUUUCUUUUGUGGAGUACUACAUGCACGCAUGUAAGUCGGUCGAUCUUGUUGUUGCUUGCUUGCUUGAGGACCAAGGAGUCCUGUCUGUCGGUGCCACCUGCUGCAGCUUAGACAGGGGAUCGGUAGGAGUAGAUCGAUCGAGCAGCAGUGGUACGUGUUGGUUGAUGGAGAGCCUCCGGUGGGUGUUGUGGGUGAUCCUGAUGGCAGUAGGUGGAGUAUUGGGGGUGGAGGCAAGGGCAAGAAGGCCAGGCAACGUGACCAUCGGAGCUCUCAUCACCUUCGAUUCCGUCAUCGGGAGGUCAGCCAAGACCGCCAUCGAGCUGGCCGUCGCCGACGUCAACCGCGACGGCAGCGUGCUCAACGGGACGUACUUCAGCGUCGUGGAGCAGGACACCAAGUGCAGCGGAUUCAUCGGCAUCAUCCAAGGGCUGCAGCUGAUGGAGAAGAAGGUGGUGGCGGUGGUGGGCCCACAGUCGUCGGGGAUCGCCCACGUGGUGUCGCACGUCGUCGACGAGCUGCACAUCCCGCUGCUCUCCUUCGCCGCUACCGACCCCACCCUCGCCGCCUCCCAGUACCCCUUCUUCCUCCGCGCCACCCACAGCGACCUCUUCCAGAUGGCCGCCCUCGCCGACCUCGUUGCCCACUUCGCCUGGCGCGAGCUCACCCUCAUCUACGUCGACAACGACUACGGCCGCGCCGCCCUCGACGCCCUCGGCGACCAGCUCGACGCCAAGCGCUCCAGGGUCUCCUACCGGGCCCCCUUCCCUCCCGGCGCCGACCGCACCACCAUCUCCGACCUGCUCCUGCGUGUCAGCAUGAUGGAGUCCCGGGUCAUCGUCGUCCACGCCAGCCCGGACUCCGGCCUCGACAUCUUCGCCGCCGCUCACUCGCUCGGCAUGAUGUCCAGCGGCUACGUCUGGCUCGCCACCGACUGGCUCACCGCGGUGCUCGACUCGUCCCCGCCGGGGAAGACCACGUCCAUUCUGCAGGGCGUCGUCACGCUCCGCCACUACACCCCGGACUCCGACGCCAAGAAGUCGCUCAUGUCCAGGUUCGCCGUGCGUCAGAACCAGAGCACCAGCAUGAACGCCUACGGCCUCUUCGCGUACGACGCCGUCUGGAUUGCGGCGCGCGCCAUCGACCAGCUCCUCGCCGACGGCUCCGACGUCACCUUCUCCGACGACGCGAGGCUGCGUGGUGACAACCAAACCGGGAGCACGCUGCGGCUGGGCGCCCUCAAGGUGUUCGACCAGGGCGAGCAGCUGCUGGGCAAGAUGACGCUCCUCAACUUCACCGGCGUGACCGGCCGCGUGCAGUUCGGCGACGACAGGAGCCUGAGAGACCCCGCCUACGAGGUCCUCAACGUGGGCGGCAGCGGAGUCCGGCGGGUCGGGUACUGGUCGAACCGCACGCGGCUGUCGGUGACGGCGCCCGGGCAGAGCAAGAAGAAGGAGCAGGAGCUGUACAGCGUUAUCUGGCCGGGCGAGACGGUGAAGACGCCGCGCGGGUGGGUGUUCCCGAACAACGGGAAGGCGCUGCGGAUCGGCGUGCCGUACCGGACGACGUACAAGCAGUUCGUGUCCAAGGACAGGGGGCCCGACGGCGCGAGCGGGUACUGCAUCGACGUGUUCAAGGCGGCGGUGGCGCUGCUGGCGUACCCGGUGCCGGUGACGUACGUGUUGGUGGGAGACGGGGUGAAGAACCCGAGCUACGGCGAGCUGGUGCAGAGGGUGGCGGAGGGGGAGCUGGACGCGGCGGUGGGGGACAUCUCGAUCGUGACGAACAGGACGCGGGUGGUGGACUUCACGCAGCCGUACGUGGAGUCCGGGCUGGUGAUCGUGACGGCGGUGAGGGAGAAGGCGUCGAGCGCGUGGGCGUUCCUGAAGCCGUUCACGGCGGAGAUGUGGGCGGUGACGGGAGGGUUCUUCCUGUUCGUGGGGGCGGUGGUGUGGGUGCUGGAGCACCGGACGAACACCGAGUUCAGGGGGUCGCCGCGGAAGCAGCUGGUGACGGUGUUCUGGUUCAGCUUCUCGACCAUGUUCUUCGCGCACCGGGAGAACACGGUCAGCACGCUGGGUCGCCUCGUGCUCAUCAUCUGGCUCUUCGUGGUGCUCAUCAUCAACUCCAGCUACACCGCCAGCCUCACGUCCAUCCUCACCGUGCAGCAGCUGUCCACCGGCAUCCAGGGCCUGGACGGCCUCAUCGCCAGCUCCGACCCCAUCGGCUUCCAGGUCGGCUCCUUCGCCCGGAGCUACCUCAUGCAGGAGCUGGGCGUGCCCGCCUCCCGCCUCCGCGAGCUCGCCAUCAGCGACUACGCCUCCAGCCUCCAGCUCGGCCCGCGCAACGGCGGCGUCGCGGCCAUCGUGGACGAGCUGCCCUACGUCCAGCUCUUCCUCUCCACCAACUGCCAGUUCAGGACGGUGGGGCAGGAGUUCACCAAGAGCGGAUGGGGAUUCGCGUUCCAGCGCGACUCCCCGCUGGCCGUAGACCUGUCGACGGCCAUCCUGACGCUGUCGGAGAACGGCGACCUGCAGAGGAUCCACGACAAGUGGCUGAGCCCGGGGCAGUGCGCGUCGCAGGGCAGCGACGUUGGCGCCGACCGCCUCAACCUCACCAGCUUCUGGGGCCUCUUCCUCAUCUGCGGCGUCGCCUGCUUCGUCGCGCUGCUCAUCUUCUUCUUCAGGACGCUCCGCCAGUACUUCCGUUACCACGACCACCCGCCGCUCCCGCUCCCGGUGGACGGCGGCAGCGGGCGGAUGAGCUCCCGGCGGCCCGCGCGGCUGGCCAGCAUCCGGGAGCUGAUGACGUUCGUGGACAUGAAGGAGGCGGAGGUGAAGCGGAGGAAGAAGAUGGGGCAAGACACCGGCAGGAGCAGCCGCCUCGACACCGCCGCUCCCUCCUUCUCCUCCUCGGUCUAACAAUUAAUUAAUUACUGGUAGAUACUAGCCCAACAUUAAUUUUUACUCUACUAACCAACAUCGAUCAAAUUAAGAUAAGCCUGUAACUGCAAUUUUAGGCAACUAACCAAUGUAGCCCAAUAUUAUAACAUCUUCACUUUGGAGUUUCACACUUCCAUCUGGAUCGCCAUCGGAUUACGUCAAUCCAUGAUAUAUUACUACCUA
Oryza brachyantha (malo sina) is the source of this 3536-nucleotide messenger RNA. Its product is annotated as glutamate receptor 3.5-like. The coding region runs from base 435 to 3332 and encodes 965 amino acids. Gene Ontology annotation, cellular component: plasma membrane. Gene Ontology annotation, molecular function: G protein-coupled receptor activity; glutamate-gated receptor activity. The record is from RefSeq and is a predicted model, not a curated record. Gene Ontology annotation, biological process: G protein-coupled receptor signaling pathway. NCBI's taxonomy places the organism in Eukaryota, Viridiplantae, Streptophyta, Magnoliopsida, Poales, Poaceae. The transcript has 4 exons.